AAACACAUUUCAUUAUACUUAAUUAAAAUGGCAGCUGCUACAGGUUCGAAGUUUCAAAGAUUCUUGCAGUCCGAAACCGGACCCAAGACCGUCCACUUCUGGGCUCCUGUUAUGAAAUGGUCCUUGGUGAUUGCUGGGGCCAACGACAUGCAAAGACCAGUAGAAAAAUUAUCUGGAACUCAACAAAUUGCUCUUUUUUCUACUGGUGUUAUUUGGACCAGAUGGGCUGGUUUUGUCAUCAAACCAAGAAACCCUCUCUUGGCUUCCGUGAACUUUUUCUUGGGGGGUGUGGCUGGUUAUCAGUUGUACAGAAUUAUUAGUUAUAGAAAUGCUGCAGGUGAUUCUCCUAAAGAAAUUGUUAGUUACAUCUUCAAUGGAGAGCCUACCAAGAGGGAAAUCCCCAGCCCUGAAUUGGCUGCUGCCAAUUGAUGAAUCCGAUAUAUUUUGAUAGUAUUUAACAUAUUCAUAAUUUGUAUGAUAUACACUUUGAUAAUAAAACAUUAGUCUACAAUCAUUUCAUCUGGGUCUUCUGAUGAGCGUGUGACAUUCUGUUCCUCUAUACCAUGUUCAUCUUCUACGUCUGGAGUUCCUUCGGUGUCUAGCGUUCCUUCGGUAUCUAGCGUUUCCUCAAUGCCGGGUGUUCCAAGUUCUUCGGGUUCAGAGUGCC
Yamadazyma tenuis ATCC 10573 is the source of this 667-nucleotide messenger RNA. RefSeq names its product mitochondrial pyruvate carrier (gene MPC3). Gene Ontology annotation, cellular component: mitochondrial inner membrane. Lineage: Eukaryota; Fungi; Ascomycota; Pichiomycetes; Serinales; Debaryomycetaceae. Gene Ontology annotation, molecular function: pyruvate transmembrane transporter activity. The record is from RefSeq and is a predicted model, not a curated record. Gene Ontology annotation, biological process: pyruvate import into mitochondria.